Molecule: messenger RNA, 539 nt
Organism: Magallana angulata
Lineage: Eukaryota; Metazoa; Mollusca; Bivalvia; Ostreida; Ostreidae
Exons: 3
Coding region: 96-530 (144 amino acids)
Source: RefSeq, a predicted model, not a curated record
ACAAUAUAUAAAUGCACCCAUGAGUACACCUGCUAAACCCAGUGCUUUCAAUUUUUAACUAAUAAUUCAGCUACAGUGUACCAUAGACCCCAAAGAUGACACUAAGAACUCUCCUGUAUGUAGCCGCUGUUGUCUCCCUUUUGUGUUACGUCAAAGGGGGUGAUUAUGGGGGCCAUAAUACGUACACCGGAUACGGAUCGAGAUACGGCGGUCGGUCAGUCCGCCCCAUAUCUGUGAUUUAUCCGUCUUUAUACCAAACACAGUGGAGUAGCCUCCCUUACCAGUACCCGACAUCCUAUUACUCCCCACCGGUCAGCAAUCCGAGCUACCCCCAGUACUACCCCUCAUACUACCACUCCCACCACACCCACAACCUAGACCCAUUCCUUUUCUCCACCCCCAGCUCGGGAUUCGGCGGGGGAAUUUUUAACAGUGGUUGGAUCCCACUUAUCGUCAUGUUUUUCCUACUGGCUUUCUUUGCGCCCUGGUUAAUCUCCUCCCUAACCAUGAGUAACGACAUUUUAUACUAGACUACUCAC